AUGGGUAAUUUGCAAAGCGAUUCGAAAGGCCAAAAGGGGGCAAGGGCCCAAUCACGUGGUAAGGGUCUUAUGAAGACCUUUAAUAAAAAAUCUCCCGCCAAAGAAAGUCAAAAAACGAUAUUAUCGAAAAAGUCGCAACAAUCGUUCGUGAGUCUGGUCUCGGAGGCCGAAGCCAGCGCGGACGCACCCGAGCGGAUAACGGUUCAGUCUGCAGGGUCAACACACGCACAAGAAGUCUCUUUUGAAUGUGUUGGUGUUACGAGCAAAGACAGCGAAGGGAAAGAAGCGGACGAUCCGGCAUCGAAAGAUGAAAAAACUAUUGAAAACACUGGAUUUAUUGUGACAGAUUCGUGGAAAGAAGUCGGAAAAUAUUGUGGCACUAAUAUAAAACAAACACCUACAACUGACGAAUCGAGUUCCGAUUCCAUUUUCACCGAUCCUCAAACACCUGUAGGAUUCGAAGCCGAAAUUAACCAGUGUUAUUAUUCUCGUGAAAGUGUUGACGAUGGACAGAUAGUGCUUAAUUUAAAUCCGGAAGAAACAAUGAGACGGAAUAAAGUGGGCAUUUUAGGUGCCAAUGAAAAAUCAGAGAAAAGUAGUUUGUUGGAAUCUCAUUUGAGUACUGACUCAAAGGAAAACACCAAAAAUUUUUCUGCACCGUUUACUGUCUCGAGACAUAAAAAAGUUGAAUUAACUUCGACGAAAUUAUCAGACAGCAGUAGUACUGCACCAGAUACAACUAAAGAAGUGAAAAGGCAUGCAUCAGUUGGCGGAGAACAGGGUUUUGGAGACAAUUCCUCAAAUGUUUUGCGAAAGGUAGCAUCGCUGACCUUAGACCGAGCAACCACCGAGUCUAAGGUCGCUAAAACAAGAUUAGUUCCCGACAAAUUGGACCUUAGGUCUUGCGAAAAAUUUGAAGAAGAAAAAAUCUUAGGUGAUGAGUCUCUUAAAAAGCAUGCUUUAAACACUUAUUUAAGCAGUAAAAUUAGUUACAACAGAACAACACCUGAUGUUCGAAGUCCUAAAUGUAAAUCCAAGAUAUUUGAUGGUGUUCUUCCAACUGUGAGUGUAAUAAUUAUAUUUCACAAUGAACCAUAUUCAGUAUUAAUGAGAACGAUAUGGAGUGUGUUGAAUACAUCACCUAGCAACAUUUUAAAAGAAAUAAUUUUAGUGGAUGAUGCAAGCACUGAUACAGAAUUGCAAGGCAAACUUAGUUAUUAUAUUAAGACAAGAUUUUCUAAAAAUUUACUCAAACUUAUUCGAUUAGAAAACAGAUCAGGUCUUAUCCGAGCAAGAUUAGCUGGAGCAAGAUUAGCCCGAGAAGAAGUUAUUAUAUUUCUUGAUGCCCAUUGUGAAGCUGUCACUCAGUGGUUGGAACCUCUAGUUCAUCGGAUUCGAGAAUCCCCAACAAGUGUGCUUGUGCCCAUAAUUGAUGUAAUAGCUUCUGAUACUCUUAAAUACAGCAAUAAUGGAGACUUUUUCCAAGUAGGAGGUUUUUCUUGGAAUGGUCAUUUCACAUGGAUUGACAUUCCUGAUAGAGAAGUAAGACGAAUAAGAAAAUUAGAGAAUAGUAAAAAGAGCAAGUCUGAUGAUCGUCAUGGAAUUACAUCCCCCACUUUUUCUCCAACUAUGGCAGGUGGUCUUCUAGCGAUUUCAAGAAAAUAUUUCUGGGAAAUAGGUUCAUAUGAUGAACAAAUGGAUGGUUGGGGUGGUGAGAACUUAGAAAUGUCUUUUAGAAUUUGGCAAUGUGGGGGUACAAUAGAGACUAUCCCUUGUUCUAGGGUUGGACAUAUAUUUAGAGAUUUUCAUCCUUAUCAAUUUCCAAAUGACAAAGACACGCAUGGAAUAAAUACAGCUCGACUUGCUUUGGUUUGGAUGGAUGAAUAUUCUGAUUUGUAUUUCUUACAUAGACCAGAUUUGCGGUAUCAUCCAGAUAUUGGGGAUUUAACACAUAGAAAAACUUUACGAAAAAAAUUAAAAUGUAAGUCAUUUAAAUGGUAUUUGAAAAAUGUCUAUCCAGAUUUAUUUGUUCCAACAGAGCAUUCGAAAUAUUAUGGUAUGCUGAUGAACAAUGCUAUGCAGUUGUGCUUAGAUAAUUUACAACAUAGUUCUGAUAGCAUAUUUAAAAUGGGUGUUUAUACUUGUCAUAAUACUGUUAAACCUAGUCAGAUGAUUGCUCUAACACACAAAGGAAUUUUAAGAACUUUUGAGAGCUGUGCUAAUAUCAAAAGCAGUGCUGAUGAUAAUGAACAUAAAGUCACAAUGUCUCCCUGCAUGAGUCGUGAUAGAGAUCAAAAAUGGGAGUAUACGAAAGACAAACAAAUUCGAAAUAUAGCUUCAAAUUUAUGCCUUGAUGCCGGACGAUUAAAAUCCCAAGACUUUGUAUAUGCAGCUAAAUGUACCGAUUCAAAAACCCAAAAAUGGGUAUUUGAAUUGACAACUUUAUAAUUUUAUUGGUGAUAGAUAAUUUGAUAAUAAAGUUUUAUAAAGAAA
Molecule: messenger RNA, 2493 nt
Organism: Ctenocephalides felis (cat flea)
Lineage: Eukaryota; Metazoa; Arthropoda; Insecta; Siphonaptera; Pulicidae
Product: polypeptide N-acetylgalactosaminyltransferase 1-like
Exons: 3
Coding region: 1-2448 (815 amino acids)
Cellular component (GO): Golgi apparatus
Source: RefSeq, a predicted model, not a curated record